AUGUCUUCUGCGAAUGAAGCUGCUAAUGCUUUGCCUUCAAAUUUUGAUGUGAACGGUUUGAAAAAUGCGUUUAGCAAUCCAAUACAAGCAUUUCGUAUGUUAGAUAAAAAUAAUGAUGGUCGCGUAACGAAAGAAGAUUUACAAUUAUUAUUACAACAAUUUGGUAUUAAUGGUAUGGCAGCUAAAGUUUUAUCAAAAUAUAUAUUUAAACAAUUGGAUGCUAAUGGUAAUGGUACAAUUGAACCAAGCGAUCUUGUACAUGCUAAUGGUAUACUUUCAAGUCUUUUAAAAACUAAACAAGGUGGUGGUGCUUAUUGA
Rotaria sp. Silwood1 is the source of this 318-nucleotide messenger RNA. Lineage: Eukaryota; Metazoa; Rotifera; Eurotatoria; Philodinida; Philodinidae. The record is from the annotation of a GenBank genome assembly.